GACUUUAACAGGUCGAAUUUUGUCAAAAUUAGGCACGAGGUAACGUCAUUUUUCUCUUAAUAAGCCAUCGUUUGAUCCUGACCAGCCUAUACAGUACCUCCUUCACCUGCACACAGGUAAUAGAGGAGUUCAAAAAUAGUUGACUGCAGAUCAAGUUAAAGAUGCAGAAAGAGGGACUGAAUGUAGAGACUGCAGAUUACCUCACCUCACUCCUUCAGAGGUAUGAUGCUACAGAGGGUGGGCUCCCCCCACAAGCAAUUCUCCCACCUAUACCAGUACCAGUUCAGAGAGAAAAUCCAGGCCCACCAUCUCCAAAUGAGUUUCUUGUGCCAGCUGUGAUUCUUUGGGAUCCUUUAAGCCAAGUCCCCAGCUUGAAAGAGCUAGCAUGCCCACAUGAAAUCCAUGAUAGUGAAGUUUGUCCAUUAAGAGCCCAUACCAGCAACAAGAACAAUUAUGGGCGGUGGAAGGCUUCUAGAGGAACUCAAGACAUUCCAAGAGCCCUUUAUUGCUGUGAUGGUAACACGCUUUUGGUGAGUCGUCUGUACACUUGCAAGAAAGGUCACAAGAUCAUUUCUCAUGAUCCACGACUCAUGGAGAACAUCCCACCAACAUUUCAAAUCCCAUUCUACCUGUUACACAGAACAGGUUUCACCCAUGAGUUAGCCACCUGGGUGCAUUCAUGUGUAUUUGCUGGCAUGUCAUUUCAUGAAAUUGAAGAAGUUCUGACACAGAGGCAUCGUGAUGCAUACGAGGAGCGUAAAUGCAAAUAUGAUGCAGCAGUUAAGGCCUAUCGUGAAAGUAAUCCUGAUGAUCACUCUGAAAUAGGAACAUUUCCAGAAUUCAAGACUUCACAGGUGCCAUCACUUGAGACCACCAUGUCAAGCAUUGUGCACAUGUUUGAAGGUAAUGAGCUCUUCUAUAUACAGAGGAUGAGUGAAUGGCCAGCCAAACGCAUUACUGCUGGAUACUACUUCAAGGUGGCCACAACAAUUGGAGAAAAACUAGAAACAGCUGGCAAAUGGAUCACACAUUUUAAAAACAUGUAUACUGUCAUGAAUGAGAAAGGUCAAAUCAUUGCCUGGAAGUUUACCAAAGAGAGGGAUCUGAGCGAAGUGAAAGACAUCUUAAUUGGGUUGCAGCAACGUUUCCUGAUGCAAGGCAGACAGCUAGAAAUGAUUCUUGUGCCAGAGUGUUGUGAAACGCGAGACCAGUUUCAUGAAAUAUUUGGUGCAGAUGUCCCUGUCAAAUUGGAACUUUCUAAAGCUGUUCAUCGAGUUGUCAGGAAAAUCCCUGCAAAGAAAAGAGAAGAGCAUCAACUGACUAAAGCAUGUGUUCGCGACUUUGCCCUGGCCUUACGUUUUCCAACAGACCGGGGUGACGUUCGCCAUCAGCAAACUCCUCCACCCGAGGUUGUCACUGAAAACCUUGAUGCUUUUGUGGAGGGCUGGAAGGACAUCAUUGAAGGGAAUGAGCGCAUCUUAACUCUGGCAGCUCAGAGGCAGAUCAUGCAGCUACGAACUCAUGUGGAAGAAGGAUGUUUGUCUGAGAUUCCACCCUCUCAGGGAAGUGAAAAUGUUGAUGAGCUGCACAGCAUCUUAAAACCUGUGUUGGAAAGGAAAUUCCUAAAUGCUGACAUGGCCCUAGCUCUUAUUUCAACACUUCUGUAUGUGUGGAAUGAAAGGAGAGCAAAUCAGCUUCCCAAAGGAGCCCUGGUGCGGCCAAUCUCAAAGUACCGAGGUACUUUAGAAGUCAGUGGAUUCUCACCAAGUGCAGAAAGAUUUGGGAUUGUGAAGAGUGAUGAAAAUGAUGGAAAUGAUGUCACCUCCUCAGCCAAUUAUUCAUUUGAUGUUCUUGCUCUGCAAUGUCUGAUACUGGAUUCCUUUGGUGGAAAUAAAGAGCCAGAGAUAGAGCAAAGAGGUACUGACAAUGGCCUAACCCAGAGCAUCCUUAAGAAAGUAAUUGCCAGAGCUUCAAAUCUUUUUUCAGUGUGGGAGAUCCUCAAGACACAGGCUGUGCAUGAAGUGUCACUCAACCCUCGACUGAUGCACCUGAUGGCUUGUUCUUUGAUCCUGUUCAGUCGUAACGAAUGUGCAAUUGAUGACAGAGCAAACCAUGAAGUACGUCUAAAUGAAACACUGCGAUAUUAUCAGUUGAUGGUCUUCUCAGAAAAGAAGGAUACCACUGAGGCAGAUGGAUUUUUCACAGCAGUCAGUUCAGGUCUUAACUCCAUUCUGAGAAGUGAUUUGCCAGAAACUGAAUCAGUUAAGCAGCAUCUUGCUUCCAUUGGAUACAAUACUCAUGUGGGCAGCAGUUUAGAAGAGAAUGUCUCUGUUCUGCGACAGCUUAUUAGCGAUGAGUGGCUCGCAUGUGAAGAAGAGUAUAGUAAACUACUGGUUUCGCACAUGAUCAGCUUUUCUGAAGAAGCCCAAGCAUUUAGAGAUAGAGGAUACUUCAAAGCUGAGAUGUCCAAUCUCCUGCCAAUUGCUGCAGCAAAGGUUUUAAAAGUGCCAGUCAUAGUCUUCACCUCCCUACAGCAGUUUCCUAUUGUCCCAGUGGUGCCAUCAGAUGCCAUCAUCAUUGGUUCUUGUGUGCAUGUUGCUUACAAUGCAGCUGGUUUUGGAGGGUUUUAUGAUGUUGGCACUUACGUUAGCAACUCCAUUGUGCUACCAAAGCUGAUGACUGAUCCUUUGGAGAGGCGCAGGGAUAGCAGGAAGCGUUACAGGGAGAAGAUGGCUUUGAUGAAAAUUAAUCAGCCAGCGAAAAAGAAAGGAAAGAAGCCAAAAAUAACUAGUUCUCAAAACAACAACCAGAAGGAAAAUGAAACACCAGCAGAUCCAAAUGAUUCUGUUGCUUCACAGCCAAGUGAGGAUGUAGAUGGCUCUGCAGCUGAUGGUUUGGAACAAGAGACAUCCGUUGAUACACCAGUUGAAAACACAGGUGAGGAGACUUCACUGGAUACAUCUGGGUUGGAGAAUGCUACAGAUGAAGGGGUAGAAGCUGCUGCCAACCUCAUUGAAAUGGCAUACAGUGAGGCUGGAGUCAGUGAGGAAACCAUGGAAGAGGCUGUUGUAGAUAGCGUUAUUAAAGAUGACAUCUUACCAGCUAUGGAAACAGGUGCCAAUGAGGACCAGACAGUUCCAUUGCAGAGUGCAGACCCUCAAGAGGACCAGGCUGUCAUGGAUGACGGUGAAACAACAACUGAAGUGAUAUCUGAGGAAGGGCCAGUCAAAGAAGUUGUUACUGAAGAUGCAGCUACCAAAGCUUUAGCAGAGGAUGCAGUCAGUCCACCAGUUAAUGGUGAAAUCCAACCAGAUCAUGCUGAAAGAGGAACACCUGCAUCUGAGGGAGCUGUUGAAGUUGCUAACAAGUCUGAAAUCGUGAUUAGACCCACAUCUAGCAGCAAGGUCUCUGUCCAGGGCACAGAAGUGGUUGUGACCAUUCAAGAGGGUGUGAACAUCCAGAAGCAGACCUACUCCUGUAGCUGUGGCAGAGGAAGUGGAAAGAAUGUAAAGCGCACUCAGUUCUGCUUGACUCUAGAAGGUGGCUACCUGACACGCUGUGCCUGCUAUAGGAAUGCAUCUGGUUGUUCUCACAGAUGUCGUUGUUACCUUUGCUGCAAUCCAUAUGGCACUGCUGAGGCUGCAAGGGCUACCAAGCCACCUCGCCAGGUCCGGCGUUUCCGACCAAGACACAAAGUACAGGUGAUCAAGAGUCGUUUUCCAAGUCUCACGUUCACCAGCACAAUUCCCAAAAGCGAGGGCAUCCAAGCAGGAUCCAAGUGGCUGGAGGUUGACUGCAUGGCAUUUGAGUGCCUCAUAGCAGCCAUGAGUCAUGCUGGAUUGGACCUGACUCCAGAGAAAAUUGCAGUAGAGUUUGAGAGGCUUUGUAACAUGUCUAAAGAUGAUGGAGGCAUCCUGGGGAAUGCUAUACAGUCAAAAACAAUUGUUGACAUAACUCAGCAGCUAGAGGUUGUGCAAAGGAAUAUCCGCACAUUUGAAAACUUGUACAAAAAACAAACUGAACUGAAUUGGUUUCAAGGGAUGGAAGUGGUGUUCUCAACAGAAGUGGUUGUGUCUUCAUAGCUCAGAGAAAAGCCAAAGCAACGUCAGCAGAUUGUGUUAAGAUUAGGAAGGAUGUGUUUGAGUAUUUAGUGACAGACUGGAACAUUUAAAAGGAGAGUACAUUUUAAUUUUGUAGUUACUGAAGGCGUGAGGGAAGGGGCGUAUCCUUGCAGAUUACUAUAUCGGAGUGCCUUUCUGGUUGCCUUUCACACAAUCAAUUUGGAGUGUAGGUGGUCAGGGUUUAGACCAAAGGGUAGAGUCCCAUACUAACUUUUCCUAGACACCCAAUCCAUUCCCUCUCCCCCCCCCCCCCAAAAAAAAAAAAAGGUUCACCAAGGGUUUGUUCAACCAUCUGAUUUGCACUGCAUAUUACUGGAGGGUAUUCACACUGUUGCUAUAUUUUAGUAACUUUAAGUCUGAUACAUUCAACAAUUUAGAGUGAUGCCACAGACAAGGUCAUAAAAGUGCUCAGAAUAUUACUCAAUUGAAACUACUCUAAUUUCAACUGUUAUCAAUUUUCCUAUACAUAAUUAUUGUCACAACUAUUACAAAUAUUAAUACAGUUUCUAACUAAGUGAACAGUUUGGCUUACAGCAGUUGCUGAAUGUUAAGACCAAGUAAAGUUACCAAACGUUUUAGGCAAUUUUCAGUGAGCUUAAUUUUGUUGAGCUCAAGAAAAAUUUCAUGAAUUUAACAUGGUUUGGCUUUGUCAUGAUUGUAGUUACUCUGCAAAAUUGUGGCAUUGUAUUGUGACCAAAAGUGUGGGUGUCAGUGAGUGAUAGAGGAUUAUAUUUCAUGUGCAUUUUAAUGGUUUGAAACAUUUUUGAUUAUCACUCUUUGUUAGUUUAAGAGUGUAAAGAUACUGAAUCAACAUUUGUAAUCAUCCAAAGGCAUGUUUUUUACUUCUAUUUAUGACAGCUAUGCUCCAGCAGAGCAUGGGUGACACAGAUUGCUAACUUUUCCCCCUAACUGACUUCACUUUUCAAGUCCAACUUUAUGGGCUUGGCACCCUUGAAUUCCAAGACAAGGGCCUUCAGGCACUCAUUGAUUCAUCUAAUAUAACAGCUUUAAGAUAAUUAAUGUUAAUUUUGCAUUACAUUAUGAAAGUUCAUUACAGUGAUCAAUUUGCUCACUGAAGUGGGUACUAAAUGGGUAAUAUUUCAAUCUCUUUAAGUUUACAUGAAAUUUCACUUAUUUUUAAAAGACGUUAUGUAUUUGAUAAGAGUGUGAAAAUCUUAAGAUUCUCAUAAUUAGAAGUUUGACUUAAAAUGUGCCAUUUGUUCCUUAACUUAGAUUAUUGUUUACAAUCACAAUCAAAUAUUUAACCCCUUCAACUCCUAUAUUUGACCAAGACAGAUUUUUCCCUCACAAUAUCAAAACAAAAUCAACCAAACAAAUGAUGGGAAUAAAAAAAUAUAUCAUUCAGUUAGUUGAUCCAAUAUUAAAUUCUCUAAUAAGAAUUCAGUUAGUUGAUCCAAAAAUAUCAAUCAGUUGGUUGAUCCAAUAUCAAAUUCUCACAACUAACAUCAUAAGAAUUGUAUGGCAGACAGUAAGGAGAAUUGCUAAUGAGAUCUUAGGAGUUAAAAGGGUUAAGGAGAACAAUUGUGUCAGUUGUUAAGAUGAUUUUAAGAGAUUCCUGCUAGCUUUGGAUAGCAAAAACUUUUGUCCUCAACAAUGUUACCAUACCGUGGUGAUCUCUAGCAUGCAAAAACUUAUAUGCUUUGGUGAAGUGGUCAUAUUGUGUUGUAUUUUUCAAUAUUACUCUCAGUGGCAGAUCCAGGCCUUGAGCCAGGGGUGGUUUUUUUUGUAUGUGUACACCUGCUAGCUUUACUUCCUUCUGUGUGUUUAUUUUUUUACCCAAAAUAAUAGGGUGCCAGCCCCCCCUGCUGCUUCUCCUCUAGAUCUUCCACUGACUCUUUUCUGCUAAGAAUGACUACUCAUUCUAGUUUUUAUGUAGUCUUUAAGAGUUCAGUUGACAUAAAAAUAUGAUUAAAUUAAAUGAAAAAGAAAAUAUUCCCAAGGUUUUCACUUUAUAUUUCUUCAUUCCAUUAGACCCAAAUCUUAUUUGAACUGAUUUUGAGGAUUGUAUAUCCCUAUUCACAAUGUUAAACAAUACAUUAUACUACA
Molecule: messenger RNA, 6188 nt
Organism: Stylophora pistillata
Lineage: Eukaryota; Metazoa; Cnidaria; Anthozoa; Scleractinia; Pocilloporidae
Source: RefSeq, a predicted model, not a curated record